AUGAUUUCUAAGAUUGCCAAGUCUGCUUCCAACAUUUUCUUAAGAUCCAAGGCUGUUGCUUAAACCUUCAACGGUGCUAGAGCUCUUGCUGCUUUCAACUUCUCUUCAUUAGAAAAGGUCAACAAGGCUUAAUCUAGACUCCUUAAGGCUGUUGAAAAGGAACUCAAGUACGAAGAAGAAAACUACGAUGCCACUGAUCCCUCCCUCAAGGAAUUCUUAGAAGAAAACAAGUUAAUCUUAAAGGAAGACGAAAACUCUAUUUUUAUUGAAUUGCACAAGGAUGCUGGUGAAAACAAGGUCCAAAUCCUUUUCUAAUCCAGAUCUCCCCAAACUGAUGACUACCAAGGAGAAGAAGAAGGUCAAGAAUAACAAUAAUAAUAAGAAGGUGAAGAAGAAUAAUAAAAUAUGCAAGACUACUGCGAUUUCAUCGUCUACAUUGUUAAGCCCAAUGGCAAGGCUAUUGCUUACGACUGCAGCUCUUUCGACUCUGAAAUCCAAGUUAACGGUAUCACUUUGGUUGAUGAUGUUGAAUCUCACAAGCAAUCUAACAGAUACGACAGACUUGCUAACUCCUACAAUGGUCCUGAUUUCCACAACUUAGAUGAAAGAUUACAAACUGCCCUCGUUGAAUACUUGAAGUCUGUUGGUGUAAAUGAAGAUGUUGCCGCUUUCAUUGAACACUACUCUCUUGACAAGGAAUAAAGACUCUACAUGAAAUGGUUAAAGAACGUCCACACUUUCUUAUAAUGA
Molecule: messenger RNA, 750 nt
Organism: Tetrahymena thermophila SB210
Lineage: Eukaryota; Ciliophora; Oligohymenophorea; Hymenostomatida; Tetrahymenidae
Product: glycoprotein
Exons: 5
Cellular component (GO): mitochondrial matrix
Source: RefSeq, a predicted model, not a curated record